Messenger RNA from Panonychus citri (citrus red mite), 1839 nucleotides. RefSeq names its product F-actin-capping protein subunit alpha-like (gene cpa). Gene Ontology annotation, biological process: barbed-end actin filament capping; actin cytoskeleton organization. The coding region runs from base 364 to 1236 and encodes 290 amino acids. The record is from RefSeq and is a predicted model, not a curated record. Gene Ontology annotation, molecular function: actin filament binding. The transcript is spliced from 6 exons. Lineage: Eukaryota; Metazoa; Arthropoda; Arachnida; Trombidiformes; Tetranychidae. Gene Ontology annotation, cellular component: actin cortical patch; F-actin capping protein complex.
GAAUAAACCUUAGGCGUUACCGAGAGUGGAUGAGGUUGAAUGUUGAUCGGUUGUUUUGAAAAAAAGUCUCUAAUUUUAUCAAUAAUUAGUGAAUCAAUUUAAUGUUAUUUUUUUCUUGUUUUUAUUGUGUUUUAUCAUUUAAAUCACCAUAACUCUAAAUCGAGAUAGAUUUUUAAAUUGUUUCAUUCUAUCAAUUGUCUAUCAAUAGUAAAAGAAAACAACAUAAGCAAAAAGAAAAUCAAUCUCUUGGAGUUACAAUAUUUUCCACUCUUUUUGUUUGUUUAUAUUUUUUUCUUUGGUCUUUUUUGUUUCGGUGAUUUUGUUUUCUUUCUUGAUUUAAACAAUUUAAAUUAAGGUGAUACAAUGGAGAUCUCUGAGACCACAAGUCAAGCCACUGAAGAUAUUUUAAAGAUGAGAAUUGUUACACAAUUUAUUCUUCAUGCUCCUCCGGGGGAAUUCAAUGAAGUGCUAACAGAUGUUCGUUAUUUGCUUAACAAUGAUCCUUUGCUUCAACAACAAGCUUCAGGUAUUUUUGCUCAAUACAGUAAAGAUCAAUUGACACCAGUUCAUCUUGAAAAUUCUGAACAAGGAGUUUUGAUUACUGAAUUCAAUGAGCUUCCUGGAGGUAGAUUUUAUGAUCCUAAAAUUCAAAAAUCAUUCAAAUAUGAUCCAAUCAGAGAAGAAGCUUCUGAAUAUCAACAAUGGACUCCUGAUUCUAUCUCUGAACCAUGGAGAUCAAGUUUGGAUGAAUUAUGGACUAAUUACUGUAAAGAGCAUUAUUUUAAUGGUGGUUGCUCUGUAUUUAGUUCAUCACAAAAUGAUGACAUAACCCUGACCGCUUGCAUUGAAGGACAUCAAUUCCAACCUCGUAAUUUUUGUAAUGGUCGUUGGCGAUCAAUUUGGACUACUACUUUUAACCCUUCCUCAGGUCAAGCUGAAUUGAAGGGAGUCAUCAAAGUGCAAGUUCAUUACUACGAAGAUGGAAACGUCCAAUUAGUUAGCUCAAAGGAGAUAAAAAAAUCUUUGGCAAUUAGUAACGAGAGUCAAACGGCCCAUGAAUUUGUACAGAUAGUCGAAGAUGCUGAAAAUGAAUAUCAAACCGCCGUUUCUGACAAUUACCAAACGAUGUCCGAUACAACAUUUAAAGCCUUGAGAAGACCUUUACCAGUGACCAAAGCUAAAUUAGAUUGGUGUAGAUUAUUGAAUUACAAACUUGGAUCUGAACUGAAACAUUAGAAAAGUUCAUGUUAUCGAAGAAAAAAACAACAACAACAACAACAACAAAUGAAAGCAAAGAUCACAAAAAGAACACCAAUUGAACUGUUGAAAGUAAAUUUCCAUCACCACCUCGAUCGCGAUACUAAACAAAAAACACUCUUACAAACUUGACGAGCAAAUGAUGGAUUCGACUUCUAUUUUACUUCUGUCUCAAUCUCUUCCUUUUUCUAUGGGUCACCGUUUAUAUGAAAGAAGAAAAAAUCAACAAUUAUAUCGUCCUUACUACUGAACUUUCUCAGUACUCAGAAAAACCUCUUGUUCUCUCCUCUUCCCCACCGUUAAUCAGUCUAGAGCUUUUUCACCUCACUCUCUUUCUAAUAUCUAAUUAAUCUGUCUCUCAUGUGAGCUGAAUCAAUUGUCGGGUGAUCACUUGGAUAUUUAAUCAAUUUGAAACAAACAAUUCACAAGUUAAUUUAAACAAAAAGAAGGGUAAUCUGUUAAUCUGUUAUUAAUUUAAAGAAAAAACUGAUUUUCUUAUAAAUUGGACCACGUUUGUUAAUUGUCACUGAUAAACAAAAGCCUAGAAAAAAAAAUUACAUAAAAUAUCAAUUCGAUUUAUAA